Molecule: messenger RNA, 198 nt
Organism: Colletotrichum orchidophilum
Lineage: Eukaryota; Fungi; Ascomycota; Sordariomycetes; Glomerellales; Glomerellaceae
Exons: 2
Coding region: 1-198 (65 amino acids)
Source: RefSeq, a predicted model, not a curated record
AUGAAUCAAGCAUUGUCCCCUCUCCCGUCACUUUCUAACCGCCGCAGCAUCCGCGGUGUGUACAUGCAGUUGGGCUGGCGGGCGCACUCAAAUAUGCAGCACAUGCAGGCCGCGCAGCGCAUGGCAUGGCAUCGCGUUGCGUCGCAUCAACCAUCAACGCUAAAGUGCGCAAAGCUAAAGCCCAUGUGGCCUUUCUGA